Molecule: messenger RNA, 2775 nt
Organism: Morone saxatilis (striped sea-bass)
Lineage: Eukaryota; Metazoa; Chordata; Actinopteri; Moronidae
Gene: ecel1
Product: endothelin-converting enzyme-like 1
Exons: 17
Coding region: 502-2742 (746 amino acids)
Biological process (GO): protein processing
Cellular component (GO): plasma membrane
Molecular function (GO): metalloendopeptidase activity
Source: RefSeq, a predicted model, not a curated record
AGCGGCGGCAGAAAGCGGUGCGGAUCCCGGUGUGUGCCGAUCUCUCCGGAGGGGGACCGGAUAAUCCAGUCGGACCUGUCAGUGUAGUGGAUCUCCUCUAUCUGCACACUCAUAGCGGGGCCACUUUUACAUUCCCGCCGGCGAUUGUGAUUUACUCACCACAGGUGACCUGUAACUGGUUGGAGAGAGGAAGGGGAGCAGAACAAAUGGAAAGGGAGCAGAGAGAGAGAGGAUGAAAGAGACAGAGCAGGACCCAUGAGAUUCCUCAUGCACAAUGGGAGCCCCUUGCUCUGCCGGCUUCUGAUUUGAAAAGAAUAAAGGGGACUUUGCCUAAAGAGGGUCAACGGGAUCUUGACAUCAUUUCAGUGUUUUGCCCUGUAGUGGGGGUCCACCCUUCUGUCUCAGUAGGAGUGGUCAUGGCUGUACACUAAGCAUAGAACAAAGUCAUCUGUUUCUCUUUACGCCCUUUUGCUACUUAUUACCUAGUCACAGGCUGUUACCAUGGAGAAGACAUACUCACUAACUGCCCACUAUGAUGAGUUCCAGGAAGUGAAAUAUGGUGGCCGUUAUAGCAGUGACAUCCUCAGCAAUGGCAUGACCCUUCACCUGGGAGGCAGCCUGGACCGUCACAUGGGGCGUACCCGAGGAGGGACCUGGUCCAACGGUCGAAACAAAGAUCCAAGCAGCACCAGCAGCAGCGGAGGGCUUCCUCGAUGGAGCCGGAGGGAGAUCUGCCUCCUCUCUGCACUGGUCUUUGCAGCAGGAAUGUGCGUCAUCUUGGGCAGCAUGCUGGCUCUCAAGUACAUUUCCCUGGACGCCCAGCAGGACCCACAGUGUCGACAGGACUGCCAACGCAAACGCUCCCUGCUGCGGGCGGCACGCUUCGUUCAGGCCAAUAUUGACCCAACAAUCCAGCCCUGCCAGGAUUUCUACUCCUUCGCCUGUGGUGGUUGGCUGAGGCGCCACGGCAUCCCAGAGGACAAGCUAAGCUACGGAAUCAUCACCGCCAUAGGAGAGCACAAUGAGGAGAAACUACAGCGCCUCCUGCUGGAGCCCAUACGGAGACAAGGGGCCAACUCAGCAGAGCGCAAGGUCAAGGAGUUCUAUCGAUCCUGCGUCAAUAUCCAGGAGAUCGACAAGCUGGGCUCUGACCCCAUGACAGAGGUGAUAGACAGCUGUGGGGGGUGGGAUCUGGUGGGGGCUCCUCCCGGUGCUGCUGGGUGGGAGAGAGAGGGUGCCCCGCAGAGGCCGGACUUCAAUGAGCUGCUGUACAGGACCCAGGGGGUGUACAGCACUGCCGUCUUCUUCUCCCUCACUGUCAACGUGGACGACAAAAACUCCUCCAGGAAUGCAAUCAGGAUUGAUCAGGAGGGGCUCACGCUGCCUGAGAGAAGUCUCUACCUGGGACAGGAUGAGGACAGCGUGAAGAUUCUGGCGGCGUACAAGGCCCUGAUGGAGCGCUUGCUGAGCAUGCUGGGAGCUCACAAUGCCACGCAGAAGUCCAAGGAGAUUAUACAGCUGGAGACCCGUCUGGCCAAUCAGCAUAACCUAUUCAGAGAUUUUGGUAAUUUCAUGACUCACCAGUUCAUGACAUCACGGGUUCUCCAUAACUACAUGCUGUGGCGCAUUGUGGCGGCGCUAAGUGAACACCUGUCCACUGCCUUCCGCAGCACCAUCCACGAGUUUUCUCGGGAGAUUGACGGCACCGAGCAGCAGCUGGAGCUGGGCAGGCUCUGCCUCACUCAGGCCAACAAACACUUCGGCAUGGCCCUGGGAGCCCUGUUCGUCCAGCAACACUUCUCCUCACAGAGCAAGGCCAAGGUACAGGAGCUGGUAGAGGACAUUAAGCACUCCCUGGACCUGCGGCUGCACGAGCUGGACUGGAUGGAUGAAGCCACCAAGGAAGCUGCCAGAGCAAAGCUGAAGCACAUGAUGGUGAUGACAGGAUACCCAGACUUCCUGCUCAAACCUGAGCUCAUAGAUCAAGAAUAUGGGUUUGAUGUGGAUGAGAAGACCUAUUUCAAGAACAUCCUGAACAGCAUCAAGUUCAACAUCAAGCUGUCAGUCAAGAAGAUCCAUGAAGAAGUGGACAAGACGACGUGGCUUCUCCCCCCUCAGGCCCUUAAUGCCUACUACCUCCCUAACAAGAACCAAAUGGUGUUUCCUGCCGGCAUCCUUCAGCCCACUCUCUACAACCCUGAGUUCCCACAGUCUCUGAACUACGGAGGAAUAGGGGCUAUCAUUGGCCACGAGCUAACACACGGAUACGAUGACUGGGGGGGCCAGUACGACCGCCACGGCAACCUCAAGCAGUGGUGGACAGAGGAGUCCUACAGAAAGUUUCAGACGAAGGCUGAAUGUAUCGUCAAGCUCUAUGAUAACUUCACUGUUUAUAACCAGAGGGUGAACGGCCGUCUGACACUGGGGGAGAACAUAGCAGACAUGGGAGGGCUCAAGUUGUCAUACUAUGCGUAUCAGAAGUGGGUGAGGGAACAUGGUCCUGAGAGGCCCCUGCCUGGCCUUAGAUACACACACGAACAGCUUCUCUUCAUCGCCUUUGCACAGAACUGGUGCAUGAAGAGAAGAUCUCAGUCCAUCUACUUGCAGCUGCUGACUGACAAACAUGCGCCAGAGCACUACAGAGUGAUUGGCAGUGUGUCCCAGUUUGAUGAGUUUGCCCGAGUUUUCCACUGUCCAAAGGGUUCCCCAAUGAACCCUGUAGACAAAUGCUCCGUAUGGUGACCUCUCCGCCCUCCUGGUGACCUUGGGAUGAAC